CCUGACGAGCUCGGCCUCUGUCCCGUAGGCACACGGGUGUACAGCCCACCGGAGUGGGUCCGCUACCGCCGCUACCACGGCCGCUCGGCCACGAUCUGGUCCCUGGGCGUCCUGCUCUACGACAUGGUCUGCGGGGACGUCCCCUUCGAGCAGGACGAGGACAUCAUCCGGGGCCAGCUCUCCUUCCGGCGGCGGCUGACGGUGGAGUGUCAACAUCUCAUCAGGUGGUGUUUGUCCAUGCACCCCUCCGACAGGCCAUCUUUGGAGGACAUUUUCAACCACCCAUGGCUGCAGGGCAUUCACCUCCCCCAGGAGACGGCAGAGAUCCACCUGCACAGUUUGAUCCAGGAGCCUGGCAAGUAA
Messenger RNA from Leptosomus discolor (cuckoo roller), 363 nucleotides. The record is from RefSeq and is a predicted model, not a curated record. Lineage: Eukaryota; Metazoa; Chordata; Aves; Leptosomiformes; Leptosomidae.